AUGGGGAGUGGCGCUGGAAAGCAAACGAAGUAUGAGGACAAGACCGAAUCCAAGACCGUCGUAGUGGAGCCGAAAUCGCAGAAAGACAAAGAAAACCCGCCACCAAAGUUUGUGCGGACGCUUUCUCCGAUGCCGCCAGAGCCUAUGCUCCUUUGCGCGGACGUCGGGGGCACGAACACUCGUCUCCAUUUGUUCCGAGUGCCGGAAACCUACACGGCGAUGGUGCCACCAGAGUGCAUGGUCUACCACGCCAAGUACUCCAACGUCCAAUACGAUUCCUUCACCGAGGUUGCACAAGACUUUCUGAAGAAAGCUGCCCUCAGCACAAAAGUCGGGCUUGGAAUGCCUGCGCCCUACCUCGGAUGCUUCGCUGUGGCCGGUGUCGUUGUGGACAACAAGUGCAACCUGGUGAAUCUCGGGUGGAGGAUGGAUGGAAAUCACAUCGCUGAGGAACUUGGGAUGAGGGAGGUGUACCUUAUGAACGAUUUUGAAGCUCAGGGGUAUGGCAUCCUCACCUUGGACACCAAGACGGAAUGUGAUGUACUGCAGGAUUCACCAGUUGUUCCUGGUGCGCCGAUCGCCCUUCUUGGUGCAGGAACUGGCCUGGGCGAGGCCUUCAUGACCACCGGCGAGAACGGCGACUAUGAGGUUUGGCCCUCCGAGGGUGGCCACAAGGAGUUCGCACCUCGGCAAGAAGGGAGCACCAAUCUUCAGACCGAGAUGAUGCAGUAUCUGCAGAUUCGCUUCAGUGCGAAGUCACGAAUUAGUGUGGAGCGCAUCGUCAGUGGGAGAGGCAUUGCCAACAUCUACCAGUUCAUGGCUUGGAAGUUUCCUGACAAGCUCAAGAAGGAAGUGCACUCGAGGUUCGUAAAGAACGGGCAAGAUCCUGCGGUCAUCGUUGAGGCAGCCCGCUCGGGAGAGAGCGAGCUGAGCCUGAAGACCAUGGACCUCUUCGUCGGGGCCUAUGGUGCCGAGGCCGGGGUCAUGGCCCUCAAGUUCAUGCCAUUCGGCGGCCUCUACGUGACCGGCGGCGUUUCAGCCAAGACCCGUGAUUUCAUCGUUGGCGAGAAGGGCACCCCGCAUGCCUUCAUUGAUGCCUUCUUAGACAAAGGCCGCGUCUCCACCAUGCUGACUAGAGUUCCUGUCUUCCUCUGCCGAGGGGAGGACCUGGGCGAGCGUGGUGUGAAGUUGAAGGCGAUGCGCAUGUUUGCAGAGGCUUUGCAGCGACGGCAGCAGUCCAAAGGACGGCAGCAGUACACAACCUGA
Molecule: messenger RNA, 1266 nt
Organism: Symbiodinium natans
Lineage: Eukaryota; Dinophyceae; Suessiales; Symbiodiniaceae
Source: the annotation of a GenBank genome assembly